Messenger RNA from Papaver somniferum (opium poppy), 1015 nucleotides. RefSeq lists its product as uncharacterized. Gene Ontology annotation, molecular function: metalloendopeptidase activity. The record is from RefSeq and is a predicted model, not a curated record. Lineage: Eukaryota; Viridiplantae; Streptophyta; Magnoliopsida; Ranunculales; Papaveraceae. The transcript has 7 exons. Gene Ontology annotation, cellular component: membrane. The coding region runs from base 35 to 910 and encodes 291 amino acids. Gene Ontology annotation, biological process: CAAX-box protein processing.
CUACGGAAGUACAGUCCAGAUACCGUGAAGAGAGAUGAUACUCGGGAGUUCGUCUACUUCACCUGAUAAAAUCAUCAUCAAUAGAGAAAUCUAUAGAAAAAGGACAUUUCCUACUACUAUUCCAACUAAUAACUUACUAGAUUUCUCCGUUUUCUCCACCAAAUUUAUUAUUACAAAACCAGUAGUAGCGUCAUUCAAGUGUUCAUCCACUAAAAAGGAGUACAACAAUGUCGAAAACAUCAUUGAGGAGUUUUCUGUGUUGUCAUCGCUGGAUACUCCGUGGGAUGGUGACAGUAUUUGGAGUACAAUGGGUUUAUACUUCUUCAGCUUACACGUUCCUCUAAGUUUUGGGGGUUUAUCUGCAGUUGCUCAGAUACUGCAGCAGCCAGUUCUUGAUCCACAGAUAGAGGCAGUGUCAAUACUUUUGAUUGUAACUAUGGAGUUAUUUGGGACUUUAGCACUGUUGAGGUACACUAAAAAGACAGACUAUAAGCUGGCAAAUUUAUUUUUCCAAAGUAGUGAGUUUUCAAAGCAGAGGAACUGGGUGAAGGCAUCAUGUUUAGGCAUUGGAUUUCUCAUUUUCUUGGUUUUUCUUACAUCAUUUGUCGCUGACAUUCUAAUUGGUCCCAAGGAUGUGAACAACCCAAUGCAGAAGGAGAUUCUUUCAAGUGGCCCAAUUGCUAAAAUGGCAUUUUUCUUUCUCUAUUGCUUCAUUACACCUUUGCUGGAAGAGACUGUUUACAGAGUUUGGCUCACUUUUCUAGUGACAGUUCUCCUCAGCUCUUCGUCAUUGGUUGUGUCCUGGGUUGCUCUUAUUGCUGCUAUCAAGAAUGGGAACCACUUAUAUCAUCAAACCAGUUCCAGCUCCAGUUCCAAACAUAUUGAAAGAAGACAGAAAGAAAUGAACUAAACGGAAGAAAAACAGAAAAAAGAAACUGUAUGGGUUUGUCUGUACCAGAAAUUAACUUUUCUACUACUAACACGUAUGAAGAUUGAAAACAACCUAAGAAUGGCC